Messenger RNA from Branchiostoma floridae (Florida lancelet), 3450 nucleotides. Its product is annotated as zinc finger protein 862-like. The record is from RefSeq and is a predicted model, not a curated record. The coding region runs from base 637 to 3165 and encodes 842 amino acids. Lineage: Eukaryota; Metazoa; Chordata; Leptocardii; Amphioxiformes; Branchiostomatidae. The transcript is spliced from 3 exons.
CUGAAAAAUCUUUUUGGGACACUUUUGGGACAAUAGGAAAAUAAUCAACGAAUCAACAUCAGAAUGUCCGAUCUCCCCGCGGUUGUCAGGCGUGCGAGCAGGCUAUCCGAUCUUCCCGCGGUUGUCAGGCGCGCGAGCCGGCUCUGCCCUCCCCCAAAAGCCCCCCGAAUUUGAUCUGUUUGUUUUGCAAUUAUAGCGCGCGUGCCGCAUGGGUUUCAGAGACGCGCUGAUUCGAGACUCCGCCCAUCGCCUCUGAUCUCCGCAGCGCGCGCGGGUUCCAGAGACGCGAUGAUUCGUGACUCCGCCCACAGCUUCGCGGCAUCCACCAAAUAUGGCAAAUUGAAACUGUUUAAUAUUCGGGUAUUUCCGGGGUAUAUGUUCGGUAAAACUCCCAAGCACGAAUCAUCCCGAGUCACGCUUUCCGGACGAUCUUCGUGAAGAAUCGUAAGCUCGUUGAUGCUCGGGAGAUCAGCUGACAAUGCCAAAUAUGGUUAACCGGCAAAGCUCGGGAAAUUACGUUGUAGUUCGAGCAACCUCGUGAGUUUCGGCGAACUUCGCCAAAUUUCCCGCGAAAUCACUACUGGAAUAUUGGAGAAAAUAGUUUGUUGACUUGUGACAUGCCCAUGGAAAUGCCUCAUGGCACAGAGGAAAAUUCACUCGUUUUUUUCCGCGGGCCGUGCCCCUGCGUCCACGGGAGCGGCUCCAGUAGCAACUUCGACAACUUCAGGUGCACGCAAUGUAGUUGAGCCUCAAGGUCGACCUCAAGAUCGCUCGGAUAUCGCGGAUGAUGGGGGCGCCGGAGGAAGGGGGGAGGGGGGGCCGGGCGCGCGGCCAGCGAAAACCUCAAACGGAGGCAGAGCGCCCCGACCCGAGUCAGCCCCAUCCACAGCUUCCACAGUGACUACUGCAGAGGAAAGUACUGCAAAUAGCGAUGAAGGGGAUUCGCGGCCAGCGAAAAAGGCAAAAACCUCAAAUGGAGAUAGAGCGCCCAGACUCGAGUCAGCCCCAUCCACAGCUUCCACAGUGACUACUACAGAGGAAAGUACUGCAAAUAGUGAAGGGGAUUCGAGCUCCCACUCGGAACCGAUAACAUCGCCAUCGCCGUCAAACUCCUCGGACACAGUGCCAGCCUCCAGGAGAUAUGAGGGUAAGAGGAAAAGGCGCUUCUUGGAAAAGUGGAGGCAAGAGUUCGACUUUGUAGAGUAUGAUUAUAGAGCAGAGGUAAUGUUUUGCAAAGUAUGCAGGGCUGUGCCAGAAAAAGCUGAUGGCAACGUUCUCUUCCACGGUGUAACUGGCGAUAAAAUUCGGUCAAGAGCACUCACUGGCCAUUUGAAGAUAGAUGCCCAUACAGACUGUCAAGCUGCACUUGAUGCUCGCCAAAACCCGGAGCAAGCACCAAUCCGCCGUGCAUUACAACGUCUGAAUAAUGCAGUAGAAGACAAAAUGAUCAAACUGUUCAAUACUGCAUACUUUGUAGCAAAGGAAGAAGCUCCUUUUACUUCCUUUCCGAAGCUGGUGGACCUACAAGUAAAGAAUGGACUGCACAUGGGAGAAACAUAUCGUAAUGACCAAGGAUGCAGAACAUUCGUGGCCGCCAUUGGCGAACUGGAGAUGGACAAGUUGGUGGAGAAUGUAAGAAAAGCAAGGUUUUUCUCUGUGAUGUCCGAUUCUUCAAUGGACCGGGCAAUACUUGAUCAAGAACUUAUAUACAUAACAUUCAUUCAAGAUGGAUUGCCAGUCAAUCACCUAGUCAACAUAGUAACCUUAAAACACGCGCAUGCAACCGGGAUUCUGGACGCUAUCCUGACAGGGCUAGAGAGGGUUGGAUUAAACAGGGAAGAUCUCACUCGUCGUCUCGUCGGCUUCGGAUCUGAUGGGGCAGCGGUGAUGAUCGGUGUGAAUAACGGGGUCGGAGCUAAACUGAAACAGUUCUGCCCCAGCAUCAUCACCGUGUGGUGUGUUGCUCACCGGUUGGAGCUUGCGGCUUUAGACACCAUCAAGGAACAUCCCUUGCUAAAUGAUCUAAAGGAGGCCCUAAAGUCGAUCUUCAAGCAUUACACUGAGUCUGCAAAAGCCAGUAGGGAGCUUCGGGCUGUUGGAGAACUGUUGGGUGUCCAGGUAGUCAAGCCGGGCAACAUCAAUGGCUGCAGGUGGCUGCCUCAUAUGUCAAGGGCACUGGAAGCACUGGUGCGAAACUACAAGGCCAUCAUGGUACACUUUGAAAAUCAUGCCAAUGAUCACAACAACACAGAAGCUAGUGCGACUAUGCGUGGAAGAGCAAAAGUAAUCUACCGAUCGCUGUCACGCUUCAAGAUGGUCAAGUUCAUCCACCUUAUGGUGGAUGUCCUGAAUGAGCUCAGGGAAGCAAGUCUACUGUUCCAGAAGGACGGACUUACCUUACAGGAUGUGAGUGACGGGCUAUCGCAGGUGACACUCGCCAUGAUGGAAAUGCAGACAACUCCAGGAACUUCGCUGCAGCAGUUCCUGAAUGAUGUUGGGCCACCUGAGGACAGCAUCUACCUUGACGUUAAGCUGCAAGGUCCCAGGGAUGAGCAGGAAGACAUCAGAUUCAGGGCUAUGACUAACCGCCUCAUAGAUGAUUUCUGUGACUUUGUGACCACUAGAUUUGGCAAUCUUGAGGAAGGUGUGCUGAAAGCUGCUUCAACUCUCUUUAACCAUUCGACCUGGCCUAAUGAAGUCGCUGAAGUACAAACCUAUGGUAAUGAUGCCUUAGAAGUAUUCAUGGCACACUUUCAGCCCAUUCUUGACUCAUGUGAGGAUUUUGAGUCAACAGAUAUGGCUAGGAGGGAAUGGCGGGAGUUGAAGCUCGUAGUCACCAGGCAUUAUAUGCAUCUACCAUCAUGCACCUUGUGGCAGAGAUUUCUGCAGGGCACGAUUGGGAGACCCGAUCAGUUUGAUCACAUGAAGGUACUGGUAGAGAUUUACCUGGUUAUCCCUAUGAAUUCAUCUUGUUGUGAGAGAGGAUUCUCCAGUAUGAAACGCAUCAAGUCAGACUGGAGAUCCUCUCUCAGCAACGAGAUGUUGAACAACUUGCUUCAAAUCUCAAUCCAUGGCCCUACAGUAGCUGACUAUGAUCCUGAAGCUGCUAUUUUGAAAUGGUACCAUGGGGGGAGGCGAAUGAGGAGGCCAGAGUUGCUAGACUAGAUAGUAGUGUAUGUUAUUAUAUUGUUGUUUGUUUACAACCACUGUCAAGAAUGAAAAUAUGCUUCAAAUGAAAAUAUGCUUCAAAUUGUCUCUGGCUUUGGUACACAGUCUGUGUACCAAAGAUAGAGACAAUUUGAAGCAUAAUUUCAUUCUUUUCUUCCCAUCUGGCACUAAGUAUUGUUUCAUGAUAAAGUACAAGUGGUCCUAACGACUAGUGUUGUUAACGUUACACUGUGUACCAAAGUUGUUGUUGUUGUCUAAUAAAAAAGACAAGACAAGUUUGAA